AAACUUUCCCGGGGCUCCCGGCGUGUCACAGAGGCCGCUGGAGAAGAGGCGCGCCGCCGCCCGCCCGCCUUGUCCUCCACUGCUCCCUGCGCCCGGCCGGAGCCCGGGCCCCGGUCGCCUCGUCGCGCUCGGCCCCGAGGGCAUGCGGCAGCCGCAGGGGGCCCCGCUCCCGGGCUCGGUGGCGGGCGAGCGUGAGCGGAUGUUCAGUCCUUCUCCACAAUGAAUGAGUGUUACUAUGAUAAGCGGAUGGACUUUUUUUACAAUAGGAGCAACACAGACACUGCCGAUGAGUGGACAGGAACGAAGCUUGUAAUUGUUUUGUGUGUUGGAACAUUUUUCUGCCUGUUUAUUUUUUUUUCGAAUUCUCUAGUCAUCGCAGCAGUGAUCAAAAAUAGAAAGUUUCAUUUCCCCUUCUACUACCUGUUGGCUAACCUAGCUGCUGCAGAUUUCUUUGCUGGAAUUGCCUAUGUAUUCCUGAUGUUUAACACUGGCCCCGUUUCAAAAACUUUGACGGUCAACCGCUGGUUUCUCCGCCAGGGGCUCCUGGACACUAGCUUGACCGCCUCUCUAACCAAUUUGUUGGUUAUUGCUGUGGAGAGGCACAUGUCAAUCAUGAGGAUGCGGAUCCAUAGCAACCUGACGAAAAAGAGGGUGACGCUGCUCAUUUUGUUUAUCUGGGCCAUCGCUAUCUUUAUGGGGGCGGUCCCCACACUGGGCUGGAAUUGCCUGUGUGACAUCUCUGCCUGCUCUUCCCUGGCCCCCAUUUACAGCAGGAGUUACCUCAUUUUCUGGACUGUGUCCAACCUUGUGGCCUUCUUCAUCAUGGUUGUGGUGUACCUGCGGAUCUACGUGUAUGUCAAGAGGAAAACCAACGUUUUGUCUCCACAUACAAGUGGGUCCAUCAGCCGCCGGAGGACACCCAUGAAGCUGAUGAAGACGGUGAUGACUGUCUUAGGGGCCUUCGUUGUGUGCUGGACCCCGGGCCUGGUAGUUCUGCUGCUCGACGGCCUGAACUGCACACGGUGUGGCGUGCAGCACGUGAAAAGGUGGUUCCUGCUGCUGGCGCUGCUCAACUCCGUCAUGAACCCCAUCAUCUACUCCUACAAGGACGAGGACAUGUACAGCACCAUGAAGAAGAUGAUCUGCUGCUUCUCUCAGGAGAAGAACCCAGACAGACGUCCCUCCCGCAUCCCCUCCACCAUCCUCAGCAGGAGCGACCCGGGCAGCCAGUAUAAGGAAGACAGUGCCAGCCAAGGCACGGUCUGCAACCAGAACAGUUCCUAAGCUGCGGGUGUCCCCCGCCCACCAGGGCCUCCUUUGGGAAAGGAGCUGUUAAGAAUGGCUACCUGUCUCCAACAACGCCCACCUACAGUGUUAUUUCAGAUCUAAAUUAAUCGCUGGUGGAUUUUUAAAAAAAUUAUUUUACAUAGUUUCAAAGCAUGGGCAGUAAAGAGGGGACACAAUGCAUUUGGAGAAAAUGCACAACAGAGGGAAGACCACACAGUGGGACCCUCAGGGACGUCCUCGGAACCGCUUGGAGCACCAUUCUGGGCCCUGCUGCCAUCUUGUAGCCAUUCUCUUUGUGUUUUAAAAGGAUGUUGUUGAUAAAGGGUGUAGGCCAAGAUAAAUAAUGAUGUUACUUGAGCCACUUGAUAUAGCUGCUUGGGAAGCCUGUGUAGUUCUUUCUGCGUGCAUUUAAAAUUUUGAAAAUGGCUUCAGCUAUGAUAUUUGUUUCCUCAAAGAAACCAUGGCCAGUAGCUAGGUGUUCAAUAGGAAUCUCAGAAUAACAAAUCAGUAAGGGCUCUAGGUUUGACUUGAUUUUUAAAACUAAAAGAACAUUCUGAGGAAGAAGAUUGAGUUAAUAACAAAAAAAGGUAAAUGUUAGAAACUUCUCUUGAAGCAGAAAAAAAGGCCUUGAUGUGGUCGUCUAAGUGUGCAUGGGAUGUGUAUACACACCUGUAUGUUUAUACAUUUCUAGUUUGUAUUUAAAGACCUCAAGGACAGUGAUGGUGAAAUAAAUUCACUGGCCAUCUAGACU
This is a messenger RNA of Odobenus rosmarus divergens (Pacific walrus), 2038 nucleotides long. RefSeq names its product lysophosphatidic acid receptor 3 (gene LPAR3). Lineage: Eukaryota; Metazoa; Chordata; Mammalia; Carnivora; Odobenidae. The transcript has 3 exons. Gene Ontology annotation, molecular function: lysophosphatidic acid receptor activity. Gene Ontology annotation, biological process: G protein-coupled receptor signaling pathway. The coding region runs from base 220 to 1284 and encodes 354 amino acids. Gene Ontology annotation, cellular component: membrane. The record is from RefSeq and is a predicted model, not a curated record.